Messenger RNA from Aspergillus tubingensis, 1092 nucleotides. Its product is annotated as PX domain protein. Lineage: Eukaryota; Fungi; Ascomycota; Eurotiomycetes; Eurotiales; Aspergillaceae. The transcript is spliced from 2 exons. Gene Ontology annotation, molecular function: zinc ion binding. Bases 1 to 1092 code for a protein of 363 amino acids. The record is from RefSeq and is a predicted model, not a curated record.
AUGCUCUCUCCCAUGAAAUCCUUCGGCAACAGUCCAUCGCCUCACUCGCCUCGCACAGCGGUUCCUCUGCGGGGUCUCUUCCUCGAUGGCGUCUGGCGCUGUAACUGUCCAGAGCGUCCCCCAGCCGUGAAAUUCCAGACCAAGAACCACGGUGUAAACCAUGGACGAUGGUUCUACGUCUGCCAAAAGCCCCAAGAGAAACGCUGUCGCUUCUUUCUCUGGGCCAGCGACGCCGAAGUUCGCGAGAAGCACGCCGUCUUGACGAACUCUCGCACUGAACCUGCCACGGAUUCCUUCUCCUCUACUGCCACCACUGCCACGAUUUCCGCCCCCGAGACACCCUCCAAGAAACCACGCCUAUCUGAAACGGGCCUUCUAACUCCGCAGACUGAUCAUACGGUAAGAUUCGGAGGUAUGGGCUUGGACAAUAGUGGAGCAAGAGGGAAGGGAGGACGGUUGAGUGCGACUAUGCCUCCUCAAAGCGCCAAAGCGCGCAUGAUGGCUGAAGAUUUUGAUGAAUUUGAAUGGGAGGAUUCGGAUGAUGCGGUGGUGGAGAAUAUACUGAGUUCUCAGGAACACAGGCAGCAACAGGCUGCUGCUGCUGCUGCUGCGCCAAUGCGACAGCCGAAUUUCGGACCUCCAAAGACGCCGUCCCGAGACGCAGUUGGGGCUUAUGCGCCGGGGAAGAGAAAGUUCGAUGAUAUAUCAGAGGGCUCAAAGACGGAGGUCUUUACACCGACGUCGUUGGCUAGAUCUUUUACGGAUCAGGCGGUGUCGUUCUCGUCUUCUGUGCCGCCGUCGUCGUUAGAGUUCUCGAAGACGCCUGCGCCGGUGAGGUUUGGGGCUAGUCCGGCUACAGGUGGAGAUAAGGCUUCAUCUGAACUGACUGCGCAAGCUGCUGAGAUCCUGGAAAGGAAUAAGGUGGUGAUGUCGGAGAAAGCGAAGGGUGAGUUGAUGGAUCUCUUGCAGAAGCAUGACUUGAAGAUGAAGGGGAUUGUCCGGGGACGGGACAUUUCCAGGAUUGCGUUGAAGAAGAAGGACGAUCAAAUCAAGGCAUUGAAUGAGCGAGUAGCAAUGCUGGAAAGGAGGUGA